UCCUUUCCCUUAAAUCUUACAUAACUUACAUUCUCCUUUUCUCUCUGUCCCAUACUCAUUAAACUCCUUCCAUUUUAUUAUUAUCUCUAUGAUCUAUAGUUGGUAUUGUUUCAACAAAAAUGGGUAAUGGAUCAUCUUGCAUCAUAGCAUGUACCAUGAGAAAACAUGUUAAAGUUGUCAAAGAAGAUGGUAAGAUACUAGAGUUUAGUUCACCAAUCCAUGUGAAAGACAUUUUGAUAAAUUUUCCUACUAAUGCUGCUAUUGUUGAUUCGAAGAAUGCAACAGAAACUCUAUCACAAGAUCAUGAAUUGAAGGGUGGAAAAUUGUACUACUUGAUUCCACAUAACAAAGAGGCAGAAGAACAAGGUGGUGGUGGGACAAAGACAAAGAGGAUCAAAGUUUUAAUAACGAAACAGCAGCUUCAACAGUUAGUGACCAAAGAAAUGUCAUUACAGGAACUAUUAUCAGUUGUUAAAACAGAUGGUGUUAGUUUGACAUGUGAUCGGAAGCCAAUAUUGGAUUCUAUACCCGAAGAAAACGAGUAACUUAUAUAACUAUUUAUUUUCUUCUGGUUGUUUGUUUCAACCUUUGGUUUCCUAGCUUUCAUCCUGUCUUAAUGUGGUAGAUUUUAAGGUUUUGUUUUCGGUUAUAUAAUUAAGGACUCACUGAAAGAAAUUAAUGUAAAGGCAGAAAUAUAACCUGAUAUGAAAUAAUGACUUAGAUACAAUAUGCAGUUUACAGAUAUUGUAGUAUUGUAUAAUUCAUUUUGA
Medicago truncatula (barrel medic) is the source of this 770-nucleotide messenger RNA. RefSeq lists its product as uncharacterized. NCBI's taxonomy places the organism in Eukaryota, Viridiplantae, Streptophyta, Magnoliopsida, Fabales, Fabaceae. The transcript has a single exon. The record is from RefSeq and is a predicted model, not a curated record. Bases 120 to 545 code for a protein of 141 amino acids.